AUGGCUUUGACGCGCCUUCUUGCUGCGGUUUUAGCCGCCGGUCAAAUUGCUUCGGGUUAUCUUGUUGCUCCCGCUGGAACAGCAUUCCCUGGGGCAUCAUCCGAGUGUAGUGCUUGGGUGUACGGUUCUCCUAGCCUCACCUGCGCCGAGAUUGAGUCUGAAUAUGAUAUUACACUCACGCAGUUUGCCACAUGGAAUCCUGAUCUUUUCGAGAUAUCAGCCACGUGCGCAAUCAUCUCAGGAUAUUACUACUGUGUUCAAAUCAAUUUUGAAAGCACCGUGACUACAACUUCAUCUUCCUCCACCUCCACCUCCACCUCCACCACCUUUGUCACAAGCGUAGCUACCACUGUCACAGGGAGCACCUCGACGGUAUGGGGGGAUGGUCUCUCUACCCCGUCGCCAAUCCAAACGGGCAUGACAAACAUUUGUUAUGAGUACCAUCUUGUCGUAUCUGAAGAUACUUGUGCAGCGAUUGCUUCCAGUGCCGGAGUCUCCCUCAGUGACUUCGAAUCCUGGAAUCCGGCUGUUGGUACCAGCUGCACUGACCUUGACAUUGGAGAUUACGUUUGCAUUCGAGUUCUCGGGUAUGGGUAUUCAAGCGCCACUCCCACCCCCUCGAGCUCGAGAUUCGUGGUAACUACUACACCCACGAGCACCGGGGACGGAGUUUCUACUCCCUCUCCUGUCCAGACAGGCAUGGUGUCAACCUGCGACUCCUUUUACUUGGUCGUGUCGGGAGAUAGCUGCGCUGUUAUUGCUGCUGAUGCAGAUAUCUCUUUGGCCGAUUUCUAUGCAUGGAACCCAGCGGUUGGCAGUUCUUGUGCUUAUUUAGGCCUGGGAGAUUAUGUCUGUGUUGGUGUUAUUGGCAGCACUGUCACUGCGACCCCAACAAGCACCGGGGACGGAGUCUCCACUCCCUCUCCUGUCCAGACAGGCAUGGUGUCCACCUGCGACUCAUUUUACCUGGUUGUGUCAGGAGAUAGCUGCUCUGCUAUUGCUGCCGAUGCAGAUAUCUCUUUGACCGAUUUCUAUUCAUGGAACCCAGCGGUUGGCAGUUCUUGUGCCUAUCUAGGCCUAGGGGAUUAUGUCUGUGUUGGUGUUAUUGGCAGUACGGCCACUACGACGAUUACUGCCACUGCGACCACAACGAGCAGUGGGGUGACAACUCCUUCGCCUAUCCAAACAGGCAUGGUUUCCGACUGCGAUGCUUUUUACUAUGUGGUUUCUGGCGAUGGAUGUUCAACCAUUGCGACAGCGGAGGGCGUUUCAGUUGCUGAUCUUGAACUGUGGAACCCGGCGAUUGGCACUGACUGCACCAAUCUCUGGCUUGACACUUAUAUUUGUGUCGGUGUUUAA
Molecule: messenger RNA, 1359 nt
Organism: Penicillium verhagenii
Lineage: Eukaryota; Fungi; Ascomycota; Eurotiomycetes; Eurotiales; Aspergillaceae
Product: LysM peptidoglycan-binding domain-containing protein
Exons: 2
Coding region: 1-1359 (452 amino acids)
Source: RefSeq, a predicted model, not a curated record